UUCGAGCCUACACAAAUAUUUAGCUUGUACUUGCAGUAGUAUUUAGCUUGCAACAGUAGAUGAUAUAACUGCUGGUUUACUUACACACCGAUAUAGUACUGAUCAAAGAGUGCGUUUCGAUUGCUUUCUGCACACAUUGCAUUACUUAAGUUAGGAUGACCAAGGCCAGACUGCUUCCACGAUGCAUUGUGAAUGCGGACCCAGAUGUCGCUGAGAGCCCCAAUCUAGCCACCGGUACAACUGUGCUACAAAAGAUAAAGCUCAGCGUAAUGCAGUUCAAUGUGCUGGCUGACAGUUUGGCAUACUCUGCUGCGUUCCCGCUGGCCAGUACUGAGUGUCUGAAGUGGUCCCAUCGAGCACCGCUUAUUCUGGAGGAGAUAGUGCGCUUCUCUCCCACAGUUGUGUGUCUGGAGGAAGUGGAUCAUUUCGAUGAGCUCGAUGCAGCAUUGCGCUGCGAAGGAUACGAGGGCGUGUUUCUGAAGAAAAGCAAAGGUGAUUCUCUGGACGGCUGUGCAGUGUUCUACAAGACGCUCGAGUUUAAACUAGGCAACCGCCACGACCUCUUGUAUAGAGAUGAACUGAACAAUGACGACAAUCAAGUAGCACUGAGUGUUGUGUUGCAACACACAAGGUCGAGUCGUAAGGUACACGUCGUCACCACACAUCUGAAGGCCAAAGACGAUUUCGAGGAUGUCAGGCUGGAGCAGAUCAAGGUGCUAUCGCUAUUUUUGACACAAGAAUGCUACGCUACCCUCCCUCUGGUGGUCUGUGGCGAUUUAAACACCGAGUGUGACGGCCCUGUAUACGCUCAUCUCAUGCAGCUACCAACUCUAAAACUAGAUUCGGCAUACAGACAGUUUUAUGGCAAAGAACCACCGCACACCACACUAAAGCACAGGCCGCCUAUCACCCGAAGGCGUACGAUCGACUACAUAUUCUACAGCACACAACACUUCAAGUCCCCCUCGUCUGUGCUACGGAUACCAAGUGAGGAGGAAGUGGGAGAGGCCUUUUUACCAUGUGAACGGUACCCGAGUGACCAUAUAGCUAUCAUGAGCGUGCUUGUGCUGCGGCCCCAGCUGUAGGUAAUGGCAUAUAUGUUCUCAUAUAUAUAUUAUAUAUAUACACCAAUUAUAACACGAUAUAUGUAGGAUUUUGAGGAAUUCGAAUAAACGCAACCCUAAAC
Molecule: messenger RNA, 1186 nt
Organism: Sphaeroforma arctica JP610
Lineage: Eukaryota; Ichthyosporea; Ichthyophonida
Exons: 7
Coding region: 156-1085 (309 amino acids)
Molecular function (GO): 3'-5'-RNA exonuclease activity
Source: RefSeq, a predicted model, not a curated record